This is a messenger RNA of Opisthorchis viverrini, 828 nucleotides long. RefSeq lists its product as hypothetical. Bases 1 to 828 code for a protein of 275 amino acids. The record is from RefSeq and is a predicted model, not a curated record. Lineage: Eukaryota; Metazoa; Platyhelminthes; Trematoda; Opisthorchiida; Opisthorchiidae. The transcript has 6 exons.
AUGACAGCCACUGACCGACAAGAACAAAAGCGACCCGGGAAACUUGGCAAAAGCCUCGAUCCUGUGUAUCAAUGCGUUAAAUCCCUGAAGUACUGCGUCAGUAAGGAAGACGUUGGACUGAUCAGUUUCCGCACAACUGCACUAUUCGACAAAAAGCACUUUACAAGCAAGGCUUGUGAAGAGUUUCACAACUUUGAUCUACCAGCUGAGGUAGUAACUCAAAACCCGGUCAUCUUCAAAGACGUCAUCGACCGGACUACAGAUCAUGCUGUCGAGGGUUACGAACACGGCAAGAUUUUGCAGAUAUUUGGAUCUCCGAUGUCAAAUAUGCUGACGUUUGACCGGAUGACAACUCUCAAAACCAACAACAACAGCAACUACGUCGCCUUGGUCAGACACUGCGCCGACUCGCCGCUCUGUGAAACAGCCAUCACACUACACGGUGCAUUUAUUGAAGAGGCCACCUUAUUGCAAUACCUCAGACUAGUCAAUACCACUCAAAACGCAUUUGAAUCAAACACACAUCGUGAUCUGCAACAUUCCUUCCACUUUAUGGACGAUAGUUUGGAUUCAGCUGGGUAUGGCAUUGCUCUAUUAACUAAAGCACCAGUGACUUUCAAAAAUGGGACCACGACGACCUCGGAGAGUAACGGUGGUGUUCCCCACCAGACGCGAACCAUGCCAAGUAAGGCAUUACUGGGUGGUUGCAACCUGAACGCAACGAGCAGCGAUUAUGCGCGGGAGAAAGUACAACCGAAGGGACACUUGUACUACGUGAAAGCUCACCAUAGUUGUGGGAACCAAAAGAACUGUGACCAUGAGGCUUGA